AUGGCAAGUUCUAUUGGAGGAAGUGAGAGGGCAACACCGGAGACGAUUCCGAAACCGAUUGCGCAUCCGCCGAAAGAUCUCGAAUCAAUAGCCCACAUGGACUCCUCCCUAAUUUUCGAACACUUCACCACAUCCGACGCCUGGAUCCUCGGGUGCGCGCUCCGCGAACGCUUACUCCCACACCCCACCCCCGUCGUCAUAUCCAUCUCCCUCAGCAACGCCAACCAAAUACUAUUCCACUGCUGCACACACAGCGGAACCAUGCCCGAUAAUGAUUCGUGGGUCGCGCGCAAACGCAAAACGGUGUUGAGGUGGGGAGUUAGUACGUGGUAUAUGUGGUGUAAAUUUGAAGGGGACGAGGUGGCGUUCGCGCGCAAAUAUGGGUUGGGGAAUGAGGGGGGUCAGUAUGCUAUACAUGGGGGUGGGGUGCCCAUUAGAGUUACGGGGGUGGAGGGGGUGGUUGCUUGUGUGGUGGUUAGUGGGUUGAAGCAGUGGGAGGAUCAUGGGGUCAUUGUGGAGGUUAUUAGGGAUUUGUAUUAUUGA
Molecule: messenger RNA, 543 nt
Organism: Sclerotinia borealis F-4128
Lineage: Eukaryota; Fungi; Ascomycota; Leotiomycetes; Helotiales; Sclerotiniaceae
Source: the annotation of a GenBank genome assembly